AAAUGUAAUUCGAAAAGAUGUUUAAAUGCGGCGUCUUAAUGACUUUUAUUUCAGCAACAGUGCCGGGUGCGCGCGCUGCGGUUCAUCCGGCAUCAUGUCGGCAGCUGAGCGCGCGCUCGAGACCCCAUCAGAUGGGAGCUCUCCUCAAUCCAAACAGGAAGUGGAGAUGAUUGUGGCUGUAAAGGGACAACAGAUGGAAGACGUGACUGGACGUCAGGAUGAGGGACGUCCCACCACAUCCACUAAAACUUUCUCAGGCAGCGCUGGUAAAAGCGCUUCUCCCUCCACCUCGUCUCUCUCAUCGCCGUCAUCAGCAUCUGGCAGAGCUAAGAUGAGCGUCUGCGGUCCAGGCAGUAAGACGACUCCGUCCUCAUCUUCAUCGCUCUCCUCUUCCUCCUCAGCUCCUGCUAAAGUCCACCGCGCUCGCAAGACCAUGAACAGACCGCCGUUCCCACAGAUGAAGUCUGCCGAGUCGAUCUCAGCAGCUACACCGGAGAAACCCGUCAGCGGCGGGAAAACAGACGCUGACACAGCUGUGAAGAAGCGUAAAGUGGAUUUGGACUCUGAUGCCACAGUGAAUCCUUCAGGAACUCCAGAGAAGGUCCCGAGGCCACAGGCAGAGCCUGCGCUGACCGUGUCUCCAGCGACGGGGAAGGUGGAGUCAGUUGCCACGGCGACUAAAGAGCAUCACAGCGGUUGGCUGGAGGAUCUAGAUGAGGAGGCAGAUGAGGAAGAUUUCCACCUGCUCUACAACAGUUACUCUGGAGAUGAUCUGAUUUACUCUGACAGCAAGUCAGAUGAUGGGAUAGUAGAGACGCUGGAGGCGGAGCAUCUCUCUGAUCAUAGCUCUGGCUCCGAUCGGCCCCUCGCCGCUUAUAAGAAAACAUCAGCAGAGAGAGACGAGUCGCCGUGGAAACGUCAGGGGAAGGGUAAAGGGAGGGACAGACCCCCUGCUGGAGGGCUGGAGACAGAUAAAGGUGUGGACUCCAGAGCCGCGGUCGCAGUGGGCAGCACUGACUACACUGAGGUCCCUCUGGACUCGCUGGACAUUUCUGCACCGGACAGCCUCUCUCUGUCUCCUCACGCAGAUGGGAGCGAUGCAGAAACCGAGCGUCUGGAGGAGCUUCCUCUGUGCAGCUGCAGGAUGGAGGCGCCGCGUGUGGACGGAUUCAGCGCUCGCUCCAACAGAACCUGCAUGGCCAUAGAGAGCAUCAAUGAAGAGCUGGUGGGCUGCACCAAUGUGAUCAUGAAGGGGGAGACUAUGCGUCCGUCCAGUCGCGUGUCUCUAAUGGUGUUGUGUGAGAUGCACCGUUCACACAUGGUGAAACACCACUGCUGUCCGGGCUGCGGAUACUUCUGCCUUUCUGGAACGUUUCUUGAGUGUUGCCCGGACGUUCACAUUGCUCACCGCUUCCACCGGGGCUGUGUGUCAGUGCUGGGCGGUGGGCGGAGUCGAGGAGGAGUGGGCGUCGGCCUGCUGUUCUGCCCUCACUGUGGUGAGGACGCGUCAGAGGCGCGUGAGGUCACCAUCCCUCCUGCAGUGCCCUCUUCAGGCUCUAAUGUGGUCACUGCAAGUGCGUCGUCCACCACGACAACACCUUCGCUACUUCCUUCCGCGCUUGCGGCCACAUCACGGGCGCUAAACAACGAGAAGAAGAUGGGCGAGCCUAUCAAUGCAAGGAUGCAUUGUCGUGGAGAUGUAAGAAAGGGGGCGGGGCUGCACACUCAGACAGCCAGUGGCACUCCAGGAGGGGGCGGGGUAGAGGAUGUGGUUGCCCUGGGUGACGGCGGGGUGGACAGUGUGGGACCGUCCCUCGUCCUGCCGAAUGGGAAGCCCGUGUGUCCCAGCGCACUUCCACCUGGAGACAAGAGGGCGGCGCUACAGAGAGCCAUUCUCACACAGGACACCGAGAGGAGGAAGAAGCUGCGCUUUCACCCCCGUCAGCUUUAUCCUGCAGCCAAACAGGGUGAAGCUCAGCGAGUUCUGCUCAUGCUCAUGGAGGGCAUCGACCCGUCGUAUCAGUCGGACUCUCAGAACAGACGCUGCGCUCUGCAUGCGGCCGCUCAGAGGGGUCUGCUGGAGGUCUGUUACCUGCUCAUACAGGCAGGUGCUCCAGGGUGGACGGAUCCCAACAAAUUCAAGUUGAUCCAGAGCGGAUCCUGUGUCUAUCAUGCAGAAGAGGACGGAUCCACAGGCCUCCAUCAUGCUGCCAAACUGGGAAAUCUGGAGGUGGUGCUGCUGUUACUGAGCACCGGACAGGUGGAUAUAAACGCACAGGAUAGCGGCGGUUGGACGCCCAUCAUCUGGGCGGCAGAACACCGACAUAUAGACGUGAUCAGAGCUCUGCUCAACAGAGGAGCCGACGUCACGCUCAGAGACAAAGAGAUGAACGUUUGUCUGCACUGGGCGUCGUUCUCGGGCUGCGCUGAGAUAGCGGAGCUGGUCCUGAACGCCGGCUGUCCUCUGACGUCCAUCAACCAGCACGGAGACACGCCGCUGCACAUCGCCGCUCGCGAGGGCUACAUCGACUGCGUCACGCUGUUCCUUUCUCGUGGCGCUGACAUCGACAUCAUGAAUAAGGAGGGCGACACACGCGCUCUCUCUCUCGCCCGCUGUGACACGCCCGUCUGGGUGGCGCUACAGAUUAACAGGAAGUUGCGUAGAGGAAUCUCCAAUCGCAUUGUACGGACAGAGAGGAUCAUAUGCAGUGACGUGGCUCAGGGUUAUGAGAACGUUCCCAUCCCGUGUGUUAACGGCGUGGAUGACGAAGGCUGUCCGUCUGACUACAAAUACAUCGCAGAGAACUGUGAAACAUCCACCAUGAACAUCGACCGCAACAUCACACACCUGCAGCACUGCAGCUGUACAGACGACUGUUCGUCCAGUAACUGUCUCUGCGGGCAGCUCAGCAUCCGCUGCUGGUACGACAAGGAUCAUCGCCUCCUUCAGGAGUUUAAUAAAAUCGAGCCGCCUCUGAUCUUCGAGUGCAACAUGGCCUGCUCCUGCCAUAAAACCUGCAAGAACCGAGUGGUUCAAGCUGGAAUCAAGGUGCGUCUGCAGCUCUACCGGACGGAGAAGAUGGGGUGGGGUGUCCGAGCGCUUCAGGACAUUCCUCAAGGAAGUUUCAUCUGCGAGUAUGUUGGCGAGCUGAUCUCUGACGCAGAAGCAGAUGUGAGGGAGGACGAUUCGUACCUCUUUGACCUGGACAACAAGGAUGGUGAAGUGUACUGUAUUGACGCCCGUUACUACGGUAACAUCAGCCGCUUUAUAAACCACCUGUGUGACCCCAACAUCAUCCCCGUACGUGUGUUCAUGCUGCACCAGGACCUGCGCUUCCCUCGCAUCGCCUUCUUCAGCUCCAGAGACAUUUUCACUGGACAGGAGCUCGGGUUUGAUUACGGCGAUCGUUUCUGGGACAUCAAGAGCAAAUACUUCACCUGUCAGUGCGGCUCAGAGAAAUGCAAACAUUCGGCGGAGGCCAUCGCGCUGGAGCAGAGCCGACUGGCCCGUCUGGACGUCUGUCCCGAAACGGCUGGUGAAGCCGGACUCCCUGUGUUAGGACACUCGUGAUGAGACCCUGAAAUGGGACACACACAUGUACAGCUCUUACAUGCAGUUAUCACAGUGAAGGUUGUGUUUGCAGCUUUGCAUUUCUUCCAUCUGACAGGACACAGGAAACUAUGAAAUGAUAUGACGGCCACGCAAAUGCCUUUUGAAAAUACCACCAGGAUGUAACAUUCAAAUUCAAGGCUGUCAUGUUACAAAAAUGUUACAAAACCUGUGAUUUUAUGCGGACUGUCAUCAGAUCACAAACAGAGCCUCUUUUGCAUUAAAAAUCGUGAGCUUUUUUUUGUAUGUGUAAUUGUUUUAAUAAAAACUGUUUGAUACAGAAA
Molecule: messenger RNA, 3894 nt
Organism: Cyprinus carpio (common carp)
Lineage: Eukaryota; Metazoa; Chordata; Actinopteri; Cypriniformes; Cyprinidae
Product: histone-lysine N-methyltransferase EHMT2-like
Cellular component (GO): nucleus
Molecular function (GO): histone methyltransferase activity; p53 binding; zinc ion binding
Source: RefSeq, a predicted model, not a curated record